Molecule: messenger RNA, 903 nt
Organism: Nannospalax galili (Upper Galilee mountains blind mole rat)
Lineage: Eukaryota; Metazoa; Chordata; Mammalia; Rodentia; Spalacidae
Product: pro-neuregulin-3, membrane-bound isoform-like
Exons: 1
Coding region: 1-903 (300 amino acids)
Biological process (GO): animal organ development; nervous system development; intracellular signal transduction
Molecular function (GO): chemorepellent activity
Source: RefSeq, a predicted model, not a curated record
AUGAGUGAAGGGGCGGCAGCUGCCUUGCCACCUGGUGCCGCUUCGGCAGCCGCCGCCUCGGCCAAGGAGGGCACCGCGGCUACUGCGGCGGUUGCCGCUGGCGGGGGCCCGGACGGCGGCGUCGAAGGGGCGUCCGAGCGCCCCAGGGAGUUACGCUGUAGCGAUGGGGGCCCGGACGGCGGCGGCGAAGGGGCGGCCGAGCCCCCCCGGGAGUUACGCUGUAGCGACUGCAUCGUUUGGAACCGGCAGCAGACGUGGCUGUGCGUGGUGCCUCUGUUCAUCGGCUUUAUCGGCCUGGGGCUCAGUCUCAUGCUGCUCAAAUGGAUCGUGGUGGGCUCCGUCAAGGAGUACGUGCCCACGGACCUGGUGGACUCCAAGGGAAUGGGCCAGGACCCCUUCUUCCUCUCCAAGCCCAGCUCUUUCCCCAAGGCCAUGGAGACCACCACAACGACCACUUCCACCACGUCCCCCGCCACCUCUUCCGCCGGGGGCGCCUCCUCCUCCAGGACGCCCAACCGGAUUAGCACCCGCUUGACCACCAUCACGCGGGCGCCCACUCGCUUUCCCGGGCACCGGGUGCCCAUUCGGGCCAGCCCGCGCUCCACCACGGCUCGGAACACUGCGGCCCCCCCGACGGUCCUGUCCACCACGGCCCCUUUCUUCAGUAGCAGCACGCCAGGCUCACGGCCCCCGAUGCCAGGAGCCCCCAGUACGCAGGCGAUGCCCUCAUGGCCCACUGCGGCGUAUGCUACCUCCUCCUACCUCCACGACUCCACUCCCUCCUGGACCCUGUCACCUUUUCAGGAUGCUGCCGCCUCCACUUCCUCCUCCUCUUCUUUCUCCUCCUCCUCUUCGACCACCACCACCCUAGAAACUAGCACCAGCCCCAAAUUUCGUAAGUAA